AUGGCUCGUGAAAGUUCAGUAGAUCCUACAACUAUUCUUAGAAGUAAAUUAGCUAAGAGUAUAUGGUUUCAUAAGACUACAAGAGAAAUUUGGAAGGAUUUAGAGGAUCGUUUUGGACAAACCUCUGCAACACAGUUGUAUUCCUUACAACAGGAACUCAUAGACAUGAAGCAAGUCACUCAGAAAAUGCUUAAGAAUCAACAAGAUCAAACAUUGAUUAUGAUUUUUAUGAAACUAGAUGAUAAAUUGUCCAUGGUAAGGACACACGUCUUAUUGAUGCAACCACUUCCUACUAUUGGUGUUGCUCACAGGCUUUGUAUGCAAGAAGAAAGGCCUAAGGAAGUAAGUCAAAUUGCUGCAGGAAGUGGAAUUGAAUCAAUGGCCUUUGCUGUAGACAGGAAGAGAUUCUAUGAUAGGCAUACAGACAAAGGUUACAGACAAAACACUGAUAAUGCUCGGAAUACUAGGAAUGCAUAUCAGAAUUUUAGUGGAAAGAAAGCAAGAGAUGCCAAUCUUGCUAUGACUGAUUCAGAAGAAAAUGAUGAGAAUGCUUUAAUGGAAAAUCAGAUACAUAACACUAAUGGUAAGGGGCAAAUUAGUGUUAAUCAGUACAAAUAUUUUAGUAGACAAUGGGUGAUAGAUAGUGGUGCUACAGACCAUAUAUGUCAUGAUUUGAGGAUAUUUGAGUCUUAUGAGUUGAUGAAUGACAUAGACAAUACUAUAACCAUUCCAGAUGGAAAAAGGGUCAAGGUUAUACAUAUAGGAACUGGUCAACAUCUGAACCAGACACUAGUUCUUGGUAAACUGAGAGAUGGCCUUUAUUGUACAGAAGUUCAACAAAGUAAUAGUGUCGUGGGAAAACUUGAAGAAGUUUUUAAUAAGCAUGCUGCAAAUGUGACUUCUUGUAAUUCCAGUUUGAAGAAUAAAGACAAGGAGGAAACUAAGCUUUGGCAUUUGAGAUUUGGAUUUGUCUACUACCAAAAGUGUUUAAUUACCUCUAAAGCUGCUUUAACAGAACCUGAGUCAUAUAAGGUUGCUUCUCAGAAUCAGAACUGA
Chenopodium quinoa (quinoa) is the source of this 1056-nucleotide messenger RNA. RefSeq lists its product as uncharacterized. Lineage: Eukaryota; Viridiplantae; Streptophyta; Magnoliopsida; Caryophyllales; Amaranthaceae. The transcript has 7 exons. The record is from RefSeq and is a predicted model, not a curated record. The coding region runs from base 1 to 1056 and encodes 351 amino acids.